Messenger RNA from Sardina pilchardus (European sardine), 3760 nucleotides. It is a transcript of the gene postna, whose product is annotated as periostin, osteoblast specific factor a. Gene Ontology annotation, molecular function: cell adhesion molecule binding. Gene Ontology annotation, cellular component: extracellular matrix. Lineage: Eukaryota; Metazoa; Chordata; Actinopteri; Clupeiformes; Clupeidae. The record is from RefSeq and is a predicted model, not a curated record. Gene Ontology annotation, biological process: cell adhesion; extracellular matrix organization. Bases 45 to 2873 code for a protein of 942 amino acids. The transcript is spliced from 23 exons.
GCUUUUUUUUUAAAGUGUGUGUCGAUCAGCAGAGGUUUGCCGGGAUGAAACUUGUGUUUGCAGCCUCCUUUGCCCUGUUGGUGCUGUCCUCCCUGGACCUGGUGGACUCAUCUGCCUAUGACAAGAUAGUGACACACAGCCGCAUCCGGGCCAAGAAACAGGGGCCCAAUGUGUGCGCUCUCCAGCAGGUCAUGGGGACCGGGAAGAAGUAUUUCAGCACAUGCAGGAACUGGUACAAGGGAUCCAUCUGUGGCAAGAAAACGAUGGUGCUUUACGAGUGCUGCCCGGGCUACAUGAAGUUGGACGACAUGCUUGGCUGCCCUGCAGUGGCUCCCAUCGACCAUAUUUAUGGUACCCUGGGUCUUGUGGGUGCAACCAGCACACAAAGGUAUGCGGAUAUCUCCUCCCUCCGUGCGGAGAUUGAAGGCCGGGGUUCCUUCACCUUCUUUGCACCCAGUAAUGACGCCUGGAACCUUGUGGAUGCAAGUCUGAAGGCCAAGCUGGAGGGCAGUGUGGAUGUAGAGCUGAAAAACGCACUUCACUACCAUAUGACCAACAAACGCCUCGUCACCAAAGACCUGAAGAAUGACUUGACCUUGAAGUCCAUGCACAACAGCCACGGACUCCGUAUCAACCACUACUCAAAUGGAGUGGUCACGGUAAACUGCGCCAGAAUUAUUCAUGGAAACCAAGUGUCGACCAACGGGGUGGUGCACGUCAUUGACCGCGUCCUCACACUUGUGGAAGAUACCAUUCACAAUGUCCUAGACAAAGACGAAGACCUGUCCAGCCUCAGAACCGUGGCAGAGGUUUCAGGGUUGAUGGACACACUAAAGAAGCCUGGCCAGUACACUCUGUUUGCUCCCACUAAUGCUGCAUUUGACAAAAUCGAGGGAGACGUCAUGGAACGCCUCAUGAGUGACACGACCGUUCUCCAAGCUCUGUUGCAGUACCACCUCCUCAGCUCAGUGCAGUGUGCCGAGGCCAUCAUGGCAGGCUCCGUCUACGAAACAAUGGAGGGAAGCACGAUUGAGAUCGGCUGCGAUGGCGAUAGCCUCACGGUGAACGGCAUCAAAAUGGUGUUGAAGAAGGACAUUGUGACCACUAACGGUGUUAUUCACCUGAUUGACCAGGUCCUCAUUCCCAACGCAGCCAAGCUGGUGAUGGAGCUGGUGAGUGAGAGCACCUUCAAAGACAUGGUGUCUGAGCUUGGCCUUGCGGCCGCCAUGCAGCCUGAGACGGAGUACACCCUCCUGGCCCCCCUCAACGGAGCCUUCUCAGAAGAGGUGAUGGCCAUGGAUCAGCGUCUCCUGAAGAUCAUCCUGGAAAAUCACAUCCUGAAGCUGAAGGUCUCCCUGAGCGAGCUCUACAACGGACAGGAGCUGGAGACCAUGGGUGGAAAGCUGCUGAGAGUGUUCAUCUACCGAACAGCUGUUUGCAUUGAGAAUGCCUGUAUGGUUCGAGGCAGUAAGGAGGGAAGCAAUGGCGCUCUGCAUCUUAUGAGAUCAAUCAUCAAACCUCCUGACAGCACUAUGUUUGAUGUCUUAGUAGCUGAUGGACGUUUCAAGAUAUUCUUGUCGUUGAUGGACACAGCAGGAUUGAUAGAGCUGCUGAAACAGACUGGAGCCUACACUCUCUUUGCUCCCACAGACGAUGCUUUUGAGGUUCUGUCUGAGGAGGACAUGACUCUCCUUACAAGUGAUCCCAAUGCACUCAGGACAAUUCUGCUGUACCACUUCAGCAACGGGGUCUUCAUCAACGGAGGACUUGAGGGAGGGGUGACAAAUCUUCUUAAGACCAUUCAAGGAAACAACCUGCAGCUACUCUCUGUGAACAACUCAAUCCACGUGAACUCCAUCGACGUCCCUGACAAUGACAUAAUGGCCUCUAAUGGAGUUGUUCAUGUGGUCAAGACCUUGCUGUAUCCUGGAGACCUACCCGUGGGACGUCAGGAUCUCUAUCUCCUGCUCCAGAAACUCAUCAAGUACAUCCAGAUCAAGUUUGUGUCUGGAUUCACAUACCAUGAGAUUCCUCUUACUUUCCUCACAAGAACCAUCACUAAGACCACCACUACUACCAGGAUUGUUGAAACAGCUCCUGAAAUCACUAAAGUCACUCGAGUCAUUGAGACAGGUGAACCAACCAUCACCAAAAUCACCAGAGUUAUUGAAGGUGAACCAACUAUCACCAAAGUAACCAGGGUUCUUGAAGGUGAACCAACUAUUACCAAAGUCACCAGAGUUAUUGAAGGUGAACCAACUAUCACCAAAGUAACCAGGGUUCUUGAAGGUGAACCAGCUUUUACCAAAGUGACCAGAGUUAUUGAAGGUGAACCAACUAUCACCAAAGUCACCAGAGUUAUUGAAGGUGAACCAACAAUCACCAAACUCACCAGAGUUGUUGAGGCAGAAGCACCUUUCACCACUGUGACCAGAGUGAUUACGGGCCAAUCAGAACCAACCAUUACCAGGGUAGUUGUUGAGGGUGAGCCAACAAUCACCAAAGUCACCAGAGUGGUCGAGGGUGAUCCAUCAUUCACCAAGGUCACCAGAGUCAUCGAGACGACUUCUUCUGAUGGGGAACUGGACACUGAUGGUGAAAUCAGGAGAAUCAUUGAGGAAGGUGGCCCUGGACUCACAACUGUCACCAAGCUGAUCAGAAAAGAACCUCAAAUAAUUGAAGGGCCUGAUUUCUCCAGGAUCACAUCCUUCCAAGGAAACGAAGACCUGAUUGAAGCAGAGUCAGAGAAAAUCACCAAAAUCAUCCAAGAGGGAGGACCGACGCGAUUGCAAGCCAAGAGAGCACCAGUCAAACAAGCAGGCAUGAGGAGACGAAACCGACUGGUGAGACGCCACCCCAAACGUAAACAGUAGAGUCCACCACACACACGAGACCGGUGACUUCUUUACACACACGGACACACGGAUGAGGAACAACUGAGAUCGUGACAUCUAACGGACACUCGCCUUGUUCUCCUCUCUGAGGGAGUUCAAGAGGAGUGGGAUUUACACUUGAUCUUGUUGACCCUUGAAUGAACUGAUCUCAAUACGCCUGGAAGCUGAGAGGAUAAUGAACUGAAUAGCACCAAGAACGUCAAAAAGAGAAAAAAAAAAUGCAAAGGGAUAUAUGCAGUGUCUAACGUGUAUUUAAAAUGUUUAUAUAAGUGGAAUUUGAAAUUCUGCUGUGGUGUAUGGGGUCUUUGAGGGAUAUGUGAGUUAUCUUAAACCGUCAGUGAUGUUGCCUUGUUUGAAUGUUUGUUUGUUUGUUUGUUUUGAAAAGAGAUGCAUUGCUUCUUUUGAAAUGGGAUGUAAUAAUGUAUGACUUACAUUAGGUGCUUACAUUCACACAUUUUAAUGUGUUUUUUUUAUACAUCUGACGCAGAAGUUGCAAUUAUUUGUUGUUACUUGCUGUAAUCUGGACAAUUUGUCAGAAUGUUCAAGUUUACUAUAGUUUUGUUAAAUUACAUCUUAUCUUUGUGGAUUUCAAUAAUAUCUUUUCCGUCUUACCUGGUGGGUUUUUUUCAGCAUUCUGAUGGCGUAUGUUUAACCUGUGUGCUUCCAAACUGAAUGGCUGGUUAUUUAUCAUUCAUUUUCCAUCAUUAUUAAAGGCCUGGUUGGUGUCUUAAACAAAUCUCUGCACCUUUACCUCUGUUUGAAAACACAUAGAGAGCUAAAUAAAAAAUGUAUUCUUGAACGGAAAUCCAGUCUUCCUUUGGGUGUUGGAAUAAGACCCUCUUUAAAUUAAAGCUUUGUUGAAUUGA